UGCUCUGGGACAUUCUUGUCAUGUCUUCAACAACUUCAGUCCCCAGACACCCGCAGCGACGCGAGCCGGUUUGAAGACAGUUCCCCCAGUCGGACCGGUUGAGAGGACGCGGAGCGUCAUUUCUCCUGCCAGACCUCGCUGAAACUUUUGUCGGUAAACACAACGCGGAGAGGCGGAGAGGCGGGCGCAGGACCCGCAGCCUGUGUGUCGGUCACCGGAGACGAUGGGAGACUCUCACUAGAUCCACUACGGCACGGAAACACCAUGGCUGUGGACGCGGCAUCCAGUUUCAGUUUCUGCAGGCCAGCUGUGGAGUACAGGGCUCUGCCUGAGGGCUUCAAGCACCAGCUGAGUCGACGGACAGGUGGGAAUCUAACCUGGCAUGAUGGGCGUGGCCAGAAAACCGCAGGAGGCAGGACAGUGAAGCUGCUGCAGCAGCCAGGCACAGACGCCCUCCAGUACCGAUCCAGUGACAGUUAUGGGAUAUAUCACACAAGCCCAACACAGCCCAGUCUGAUCCGCCCUGUCGUGCUCUGGUCCCAACAAGAUGUUUGUAAAUGGCUGAAGAAACACUGUCCACACAACUACCUAACCUACGUGGAGGCGUUCUCCCAGCACGCCAUCACAGGCCGUGCGUUGUUGCGACUGAAUGGGGAGAAGCUGGAGAGGAUGGGACUAGUACAAGAAACACUUCGGCAGGAGCUGCUGCAACAGGUGUUGCAGCUUCAGGUGCAGGAGGAGGGACGCAACCUGCAGCUGCUCAGCAGAAGCGAGGGUUCCUUUGGAAGGAUAUCAUAGCCAGAUUGCUGGAAGAAGUGGAAAUGAUGGGAUAUUGACUCAAAUAAAAAUGUGAAUUAGAUGUGGGCUGCAUCCAGCGAGCAGCAGCAUGAGUUCCAGAGUGGGGAUGUUGAGUGGAAGUUGGCAGCCUUUCAUUCCCUCUCUGCACAACAGACACAGACACGGACACGGACUGACUACGAACUGUGAUGAAAAAGCACCGAGACAAUCUGCUUUGUCGAUUUAUUGCUCUAUUCUGUGAUUCAUUGUUUACCAUUUCUCUCUUCCUCUCUCUACCUCUUUCUCUCUCUGUAAGACUUUUUUUAUGUUAAAAAGCAAAACAAA
Messenger RNA from Etheostoma spectabile (orangethroat darter), 1122 nucleotides. RefSeq names its product sterile alpha motif domain containing 10a (gene samd10a). Gene Ontology annotation, biological process: cell surface receptor protein tyrosine kinase signaling pathway. The record is from RefSeq and is a predicted model, not a curated record. Bases 265 to 798 code for a protein of 177 amino acids. The transcript has 5 exons. NCBI's taxonomy places the organism in Eukaryota, Metazoa, Chordata, Actinopteri, Perciformes, Percidae. Gene Ontology annotation, molecular function: protein binding. Gene Ontology annotation, cellular component: cytoplasmic side of plasma membrane.